AUGUCUUUUGGCAACAUGAAGAUGGAGGUUAAUAUGUUCAACGUUGGAGUUCAAAGGGGUGACGAUGACGAUUGCCAAAAUGUCCAUCUUGUGGAUACGUUGGUUCAGGAGCAUGUAGAUGAAUUCUUGGCCAAAGACUCUUUGGAGGUGGCUCUUACCUCCGAAGAGACCGCUUUUCUUGAAUCCGACGAGAUGGAAUCUCUCUUUUCUUUACUUAACGAAGAAGAUGGCGAUGAGGAAAUUUGUGGAGUUGCACCGUGGUUCCCAAAGUUUGAAGAGUUACCCCCUCUUGAGCGGAAAAUAGUUUCGUCUAGUGUUGAGCCGCCUACUCUUGAGUUGAAAGCACUACCGGACACUUUGAAAUAUGCGUUCCUUGGCGAGAGCAAUACCUUUCCGGUAGUAAUAUCGUCUUCCCUUGAGAAACUCCAAGAAGAGAAAUUGUUGGUAGUUUUGCGAAGGCAUACAAAGGCAAUAGGUUGGACUAUCGCAGAUAUUCAAGGCAUCUCUCCUUCUCUAUGCUCUCAUCACAUUUACUUGGAGGAGGAUGUCAAACCGUCGCGCCAACCUCAACGCCGGCUCAAUCCAAUUAUGAAAGAUGUUGUUAGGGCGGAGAUUCUUAAAUUGCUUGACGUUGGGAUUAUCUAUCCCAUCUCCGAUUCUAAAUGGGUGAGCCCCAUUCAAGUUGUCCCUAAAAAGGCGAGGGUGACCGUGGUGCCGAAUGACAAAGGUGAGCCCGUUCCGACCCGUGUCACUACCGGGUGGCGGGUAUGCAUAGACUAUCGCAAGUUGAAUGCAAGCACACGCAAAGAUCACUUUCCUCUCCCCUUCAUUGAUCAAAUUUUGGAGAGAGUAGCCGGUCAUGCCUUUUACUGUUUCCAUGAUGGUUAUUCAGGCUAUAACCAAAUAGAAGUGGCCUUGUCCGACCAAGAGAAAACGACCGAUAUGGUCAAGAAAAUUGUUGAAGUCUUCGUGGAUGACUUCUCCGUGUUUGGCAACUCUUUUGAGUCAUGUCUUGCCAACUUGGAGAAGGGGAUUGUGCUCGGGCAUAUCGUAUCGGCCAAGGGUAUCGAGGUAGACAAAGCCAAAAUUGACCUUAUCUCCAAUCUCCCUACUCCGAAGUUCAUUAAAGACAUUCGCUCCUUCCUUGGCCAUGCCGGUUUUUAUCGGCGCUUCAUCAAGGAUUUUAGCGCCAUCUCAAGACCGCUUUGCCACCUUUUAUCCAAAGAUGUUCCCUUUGAAUGGACUGCUGCAUGUGAGCUGGCGUUCAAUAGCUCAAAGCUAGUCUCACCACGCUGCCCAUUGUUCAAACGCCCGAUUGGAAUCUUCCAUUUGAAUUGA
Molecule: messenger RNA, 1338 nt
Organism: Rhododendron vialii
Lineage: Eukaryota; Viridiplantae; Streptophyta; Magnoliopsida; Ericales; Ericaceae
Exons: 3
Coding region: 1-1338 (445 amino acids)
Source: RefSeq, a predicted model, not a curated record